GCUUGUGUACGCUACGCCCUGGGUGUUACCACGUCCCGUAUCCUGAGGCAACUGUUCGUCUGGUGGUUCGUGCUGCAAGCUGCCGUAGCGGAUUUACUACUCAUGAUAGUCGGAAAGAAACGAAAAAACCUUCGUCUGGUGAAGCGAGUUUUCGCGCUAGAGGAUGCCGCCUGUUUCUUCGCCCUGCACCGAUGGACCGUACAGAAUGAUAACAUGCGCCGUGUGCUGAAUGGACUAUCCGAACACGAACGAAAACUGCUGGAAUUUGAUAUUGACAAACUCGAUUGGAAUGAUUACUUCAAAAAUUUCCUACCGGGAAUCAAAGCGGCACUUGUCAGAUGCUUUCAGCGAAGAAGCAAAGGGUGUAGUUGAACUGCAGAUGAAAAAUGUAUUUUUAUGUUUCUUCGAACCGGUUUAGUUUACACGCAGUUGUGAGGUAGAGAGAGAGGUUAAUAAAUAUAGGAUAAACUAGGUUAUUUACUUUUGUUAAUAGUUCUGUUCUUUCA
Messenger RNA from Topomyia yanbarensis, 506 nucleotides. Its product is annotated as fatty acyl-CoA reductase wat-like. NCBI's taxonomy places the organism in Eukaryota, Metazoa, Arthropoda, Insecta, Diptera, Culicidae. Bases 103 to 372 code for a protein of 89 amino acids. The transcript has 3 exons. The record is from RefSeq and is a predicted model, not a curated record.